Messenger RNA from Megalops cyprinoides (Indo-Pacific tarpon), 2159 nucleotides. RefSeq names its product telomeric repeat binding factor 2, interacting protein (gene terf2ip). The transcript is spliced from 4 exons. The record is from RefSeq and is a predicted model, not a curated record. Gene Ontology annotation, molecular function: telomeric repeat DNA binding. NCBI's taxonomy places the organism in Eukaryota, Metazoa, Chordata, Actinopteri, Elopiformes, Megalopidae. Gene Ontology annotation, biological process: telomere maintenance via telomere lengthening; regulation of DNA-templated transcription. Gene Ontology annotation, cellular component: shelterin complex. Bases 89 to 1792 code for a protein of 567 amino acids.
CUAGCUAGCCAGCUAGCAAAAUAGUACGCUGACUAAACUAGAAUGUAAAAGUCGUUGGUAGGACGGCAGACAGAAGUGUAAUUCCACAAUGGCGUCUGCUGUGAAUGGCAGAUCAUCACCUGUGUCUCAGGUCUUAUUCCUGAGUGAAACUGGAAAACCUAUGCACUUCUACCUGCGGCCAGGUCCUGCCAAAGCCCAGCUUCAGCCCCUUAUCAAGGCUGGUGGAGGUGUGGUGACCAGCGUUCAGAUGCCCAAAGCCAUUCUAUUGGCUGACCCAGAGGAUCUGGCUGCAGUCCCGGCCAGCACAGCGCACUGGUACGUCUCUACCCAGUACAUACGUGACUGUGUGGAGAAGAACCAACAGCUGGAGGUGGAGGACUACCGAUUCAGCACUGACAUACCCAGAGUGCAGACUCGAGCUAGCAAGCGCAAGCUGAAUGGGAGCGGGCGUCUGGGCUACACGGCAGAGGAGGACGCUGCCAUCCUGCGUUUCGUCAGCAAGCGCAAACACGAGGUGCGCGGGAACCGCGUGUGGCAGCAGAUGGAGAAGCAGCAUGUCACCAGUCACAGCUGGCAGUCCAUGAAGGACAGGUACCGCAAGCACCUGAUUCACCAGCCCCCAGCAGAGGAUAGCAGGACGGAAAAAAGUGAGGAGGCAAAAGAACGUUCCCUUAACAAAGACUCUCCUCAGCCCUCGCCAGUAAAGGACACUGCACAGCCCUUGCCUGAGGAAAGACUCCCACAGGCUUCUCCUGAGGAGAGGUGUGCAGAGUCCCCGCCGGAGAGAAUGCACCCCCAACUCUUGCCCGAGGAAAUACAGCCUCAGCCCUCUCCUGAGAGGACUCGCCCACAAGGCCCACCUGAUAGAACCCAGGAACAACCCUCACCCGAGAAAACUCAACCACAAGAGCAAACCUGUUUACAAGUUGCGUCUGAAACGACCAGUGCGCUGCCUGUGGUUGAGAAUGUAAAGCCCCAGACAUCGUCUGAGAUGGUUCAGGUGCUGUCUUUGGCCAGGGAAGGCAACCCGCUGGGAGAAGAAUCUGCAGGAACCUCCAAUAUGCCCACAGUGAGCAAUGAGGAGAUGGUGGGCACGGAGCACAUAGAGGAGGAGGAAGAUGUGCUGACUUCCACUCCAAAAAGGAGGAAACUGGGCAUCCUGGAAAGAGCAAUGAAGGAGUUUGAGGAAUCAGAGGAGACUGAUGAUGAUACUCCAGACAUAGUUAUUGGAAGCACAGCCAGCGCUGAUCCCAAAGCUUUGGGUAAUGGGACACCGGUCAUUACCUCGGAACAAGUGAUUCAGCCAAACAACAGUGGCAAAGAAGCUCACUCUGAGGCACAGUCUGAGAGUCCAAAUGUCCAGAGUGGCGCUCCUGUCGACAGCAUAAGGACUGAGGACACUGGCGCAGAACAGAGGUCUGUCCCUUCAACCUCCAACGUCCACAUGGUCCUCUUGGACCGGGAAUUGCAGGAAGAGGACCUUUCCCAGGCUACGGACCCCCCUUUCUCUCAGGCUCAGUUGGAGGAAGCAAAGCAGCAGCUGUGUGACCUGAUGAGAAAGUCCAAACAGGGCCUGGUUAGUGUUACCAAAUCCCUCUUGAGGAACAGUGGUGAUGUGCCAGCCUCCCUGCACUACUUGCUCACUGGACAGAAUCUGGAGGCUCGGAGGCCCCUCUGGGAUCAGCGUGACGACAGUCUCCUUCUAUCAGCUGACCCCUCUGAGCACAAGCUCCAUGAGAAAUAUGGAGAGGUGGCUGUGGCCAAGCGGAUCGCUUUUCUUGACAUUGAGUGAAACAGGAUCUGGUUGACUCAGGGGUUUGCUAAGUGGAACAGCUGUUUGCAAUAUCGCUAACUCCUGCUCCAUGCCAGGUUCUGGGGUGCUGGAGUGGAUGGUUUUGCAUUUAUCUUUUCAUGUUGUCUUUUGUUUCUCAUUUCAUCUGGAUUUCGUUUUUUAAGCUCUGUAACUGAGAAAAUGCAUCAUUCAGAGCCCUAGUCAAAGUGUAUAUCUAACUACCUGACAUCCUUUUGGACUAUCAUUUUUAAUUAGAAUUGUGUGAUAUUUGUGGAAAACAGAACAAAAAGUGUAUAUUCUUUGUAAAAAGGUCAUAUUCAGAUUUAAUUACAUGUUUUUAAUGAAAAAAAAUUGAAAUGAUUUUAAA